This is a messenger RNA of Amphibalanus amphitrite, 2407 nucleotides long. Its product is annotated as protein rhomboid-like. Gene Ontology annotation, cellular component: membrane. The coding region runs from base 444 to 1298 and encodes 284 amino acids. The record is from RefSeq and is a predicted model, not a curated record. The transcript has a single exon. NCBI's taxonomy places the organism in Eukaryota, Metazoa, Arthropoda, Thecostraca, Balanomorpha, Balanidae. Gene Ontology annotation, molecular function: serine-type endopeptidase activity.
CGAGGCAUACGGCAGUGGUGUUAGUGCUGGAGCUGGACUGCUGCUGGUGAAGGUGGUGCUUGUGAAUGUGAUAAAAGGUGAGGCAGUGGUGCUAGACGCUGGUGAAGUAACGAAUGAACGGUGAAGUCACUCGGACAACGAAAAGUGCGUGAAGAGUAUAAAAGUGAUAUGGGAGACUGGUGAUAGGUGAGCAGAGUACUGAAAACUGACGGCUCGUCCACUGCCUACGUCGAGCACCAGCCAUUUCGGGCACACCCCGCACGCCGCCGUCCCGGCCGCCUCGCCCGUCGGCGCUACCUCCGAUCUCGGUCGCCACUCAGCCCUUCAACAUCACUCGCUCCGUGAUCAUAGUCGCCAGCGACCGGUCACGUCUCCCCGGGGUCUACAAAGCCGCGGUGCCCCGCCUUCCGCCGCUGGACCGCUCGGUCCGCAGACCUCCUACCAUGGGGGAGGGCGGUCGAGCGAGGAUAGACUCCGAGCUUAGUGAGGGCACCUGUCGAGGUGAUAAGGGCCUCCUCAACACCGCCUGCAAGAGUGUGGUGCCGCGCAGCCGGCGGCCGCCCACGUACCUCCGUCAGUAUGACUGCCGUCCUCCUCCUAUCGUAAUCCCGCUCCUUUCUACCAUUCAACUGGUUCUGUUCAUCUACGACGGCGUGCGGCUGGGCGGUAUCACCGCCAGCGGUCCCGUGGAUCCCGAGUCGCCGCUCAUCUACAGCCCGUACCGGCGCCGUGAGGUGUGGCGCCUCCUCACCUACAUGCUCGUCCACGUCGGCUGGGUGCACAUCGUCUACAACCUGAUCGUCCAACUACUGGUGGGCCUGCCGUUGGAGCUGGUCCACAAGUGGUGGCGCGUCGGCAUCGUCUACCUCUGCGGCGUGCUGGCCGGCUCCCUGGCCACGUCUGUACUCGACCCGCGCGUGUUCCUGGCCGGCGCCUCUGGUGGGGUGUACGCGCUGCUCACUGCCCACCUGGCCGACCUGGUCCUCAACUGGGCAGAGAUGGAGUUUGCCUUCGUACGGCUUGGUAUUCUUCUACUCCUGGCUGGCACCGACGUCGGAGUGGCUAUUUACAAUCGCUACGGCACCGAGACGGGAAAUAAGGUGGCAUAUACGGCCCACCUGGCGGGAGCGCUGGCCGGUCUGCUCAUGGGUCACGUGGCGCUGCGUAACCUGCGCCUGCUGCGCUGGGAGCGUGUGCUCUGGUGGGUGUCGCUCGUCACCUAUCUGCUGCUCGUGCUUGUGAUGGUGGUGUUCAAUGCGGCCGCGCCGGAAGGCUAUUUUCCACCGCAGGAUGUCUGAGGAGACUGUGCGCGAUGGAUGGAGAGAAAGAAGACGCCGUGUGACGGUGGAUGGAAUAAAGAAAGUGAUGUAACGGUUUAACGAGAAAUCCAUAAAAGUGGUGAGGAAUCAUGAGUUGGAAUAAUUGAUGGCUGGUGAUGGUUCUCUGCUAGGGUCGUAUAAGUGAUCCGAAUGCCUGGCUUUCAGCACCGCGAGGAUAAGAAUAGAUGUAGGAUAAGUGGAAUCAAUGAGGAAGAUGCGAGAGGAUGACGAUAAAGUGAUGUGAAUCGUGAGAUGCAAGCGUUAAACUGUGUGAGUGCAGCAUGAGAGUUUAAGAAUUGUGAGCAGAGGCAUGAGCGCGCAAAGAGCUUGUUGCUGCCCCAGGCUGAAAGUGCCGGAGAAUAUGACGCGUUUGAACUUCGCGUUUAUGGCUGAGCAUUGAUGAAGCAUUGUGUGGAUGUUUAACUUCUAUGCGGCUUCUCCAUAGGGAAUUAUCUCUGGAUAUUGUAAUCGUAUCGCUAUGAAACGCUUGAAUCAGUGUACUUAGUCAUCAAACUGCAUAACAACGAAUGGCCUAACGCCCUUCUGCACUAUAAAUUUCUACAUCGUAUAUAGGUACCAGAAAUACUCACAGCUGCAGGCUCAAAGAGAAUCCAUGGCAGCAUUUCCGAAAGAUUUUAUCGAAUUUCUGUGCUGCUGAUUCUCCCUGUGCCCAGGUCAUUGAGACAAGAGUUGCUGCAGCCUGCAUAUGGCUCAUGGUAGUUAGGUAAUUAGUAUGUCGCGUCGGGAAAAUCACGUGUAUAACAAGUGUGUAGCUAUAUGAUGUAAGAUAAAUACACCAAAACCACCCGACGUUUCGUGGUAUUCACUUUUUCAAGGGUGAUAUUACCCCUUGAAAAAGUGAAUAACACGAAACGUUUGGUGGUUUUCAGGUGUUUUUAUCUUGUAUCAUACACGAAUUAAUUUGUCUGAUACAAAUAAUCAAGUGUGCAGCUAAUGAUAUGCAUUACUGCUAUCACCGUCCAUCAGUGUCGUCUUGUGAACAACUAAGCACCGCUGCGCUGGGGCGUAAGCUUUGUGACUCGAAUGCCUGUGUAAAAAAUCACGCCAUAAAAAAAUACAUAUUUUGC